AUGAAAGUCCCUAGAAAUCAGUCUGAGGGAGAACAUGCUUUAAUUGUGUUUUUUUUCUAUCGCUGCUAUCUGUCUAUAGACGCAGAGAAGAUGGACGAAUUCUACAGGAACCGACAGGAGGGGAAGGAGGCUGCCAUGCGUGGUGAUCUGCCUCAUGCCCUUGAGCUGUUUCAGCUGGCUUACCAGCUGCAGCCGAGUGACAAGCUGAAGAAACGGAUCCAGACCAUACAGGGUCUCAUUCAGAGAGAUGAGGAGGAAGAUGAGGAGGAAAAUGAAUUUGUGGAUGUGAAUAAUAGUGGAUUGAAGCUUUAUAAAUGGCUCUACGAUAAACUGUAUGACCAUCAGAGAGAGGGUGUGGCAUUCCUGUACAGUCUCCACCGCGACGGUAGGAAAGGAGGAAUCCUGGCUGACGACAUGGGCCUUGGCAAGACCAUUGAGGUAAUUUCAUUUUUGUCAGGGAUGUACGAUGCAGAGUUGGCCAAUUAUACCCUGUUAAUCAUGCCUACCUCGCUCAUAAAGAACUGGGUACGUGAGUUCAACAAGUGGACUCCUGGCAUGAGGGUGAAAGAAUUUCACGGCGCCAGCAAAGCUGAGCGGAACAGGAACCUGGAGCAAAUCCAGCGCAGAGGAGGAGUCAUCAUUACCACCUACCAGAUGCUCAUCAACAAUUAUGAGCAGCUUGCAUCAUAUGACCAAUGUGAGUUCGAAUGGGACUACGUCAUCCUGGACGAGGCCCACAAAAUCAAAACCACAUCCACUAAAACGGCUAAAAGCGCUCACGCCAUCCCCGCUAGACACCGCGUGCUACUGACGGGCACUCCAGUUCAGAAUAACCUACAAGAGAUGUGGGCUCUGUUUGAAUUUGCUUGCCAGGGGUCGCUUCUGGGAACCUACAAAACGUUCAAAACUGAGUAUGAGAAUCCAAUCACACGUGCGAGAGAGAAAGACGCCACUCCAGGAGAGAAAGCUCUUGGAUUGAGGAUUUCUCAGAACUUGAUGGACAUCAUCAAACCUUAUUUUCUUAGGCGGACCAAAGCAGAUGUUCAGCACAAAAAGCAUAAACGUGAAGAAGGCUUUGAAGACGAGGAAGAUCAAGAGAACAAAUGUCCAAAUGCUGGCAAUGGCAUUGAAAUGCCAUCGCUGACGCGAAAGAAUGAUCUCAUCGUGUGGACGCACCUCAGCUCGGUGCAGGAGGACAUUUAUAAAAAGUUCAUCUCGCUGGACCAUAUUAAGGAGUUGCUGACGACUAAGAGGUCGCCACUGUCUGAGCUUAUAGUGUUAAAAAAGCUUUGUGACCAUCCCAGACUCCUGUCUAAUCGAGCUGUGACUCAACUAGGCCUGGAGCAAGGUUCUGCCUCUAUCCAUCCAGAUGAUGAGACUGAGUCGGCUGUGAGUCAGAUCAAUAACCUCUCAGAUGACACUUUGGUUGCAGAGUCAGGGAAGCUGCAGUUUCUCGUGUCUCUAAUGGAAUGUCUCCGUGAAGAGGGCCAUCGGACCCUGAUCUUCUCCCAGUCGAGGAAGAUGUUAGACAUCAUGGAUCGUGUCCUGUGUAACAGAAAUUUUCGCCUUCUGCGCUUAGAUGGCACAGUGACACAACUAGCAGAAAGGGAGAAGCGUAUCAAGUUGUUUCAGACAGACAAACGCUACACAAUCUUUCUUCUCACCACUCAGGUGGGUGGAGUCGGCAUCACGUUAACUGCAGCAAACCGUGUCGUGAUCUUUGACCCCAGCUGGAACCCCGCAACAGAUGCUCAGGCUGUGGACCGUGCCUACCGAAUUGGCCAAACCAAAAAUGUCAUCAUCUAUCGACUCAUCACCUGUGGCACUGUGGAGGAGAGAAUCUACCGCAGACAGGUGUUUAAAGACUCUCUCAUCCGGCAGACAACCGGCGAUAAGAAGAACCCUUUCCGUUACUUCAGUAAGCAGGAGCUGCAUGAAGUGUUUAACCUCGAAGACACCCGCUCGUCCACCACUCAGCAGCAGCUACAAGCAAUGCACGCACACCACCGCCGCUCUGACACCAGCCUGGACCAGCACAUCGCUCGCCUUCACACCAUGGAGAUGUUUGGCAUCUCUGAUCAUGACCUCAUGUUCACUAAAGAGGUGGCAGCUCAUGAAGAUGACCCAGAGGAUGAAGAGUCACAUAAGUACAUACAAACACGUGUCCAGAAAGCACAAGAGCUUAUGCAGGUGGAAUCAGAACUGCAUGGCCAGCUUAUGGACAGCGUGGCCCAGAACACAGAACCUGCUUGGCUCAUGCAAACAGGGCAGCCGAAAUCUGCUAGUAGAGACCACCCAGCCCCUCCACAUAGCAAAAACAAGCCAGUGACAGUGGAUCUGACAUACGACUGCUUCGAUGAGCCAGACCUAGAGGAAGAGGAGCAGAACUUUCCAACAUUUGAGGAUGCGGAGGUGGAAGUUGUAAGUAAAGAAGUGCAAAUUGUAGAUGAAGAAGACCAAGUGAAAAACGAGCUGUAUGAUAAUGGUGCAUCAGAGAAACACAACUCUGUGCACGACUUGCCAAGUCCUUCUCGCCAUUUUCCAAAGUUGGAAGAACUUUCAAUAGCAUCGGAUGCCCUUGAUAACCAGGAGGUUCAGGUGGACAAGCCCAAUUUGACUGUGCUUUCGUCACCCCAAUCUCCACAUGAGGCCACAGCGGGAGAGUCUUUUAAAGCAGAGGGGGAAAUGCUUCAGGGAAACUUCAACUUGCAGCUGGAGGACAGUGUAGAUAUGUUCUCCAUUGAAGAAGAGAAAGUUUGUGAUGUGGAGGAGUCACUAGCAGAGGAAAGUCCUGAGUUUCAGCUUCAGAUGGAUGUCAGUGGAGAAAGGCUGGAAGAAGCAAGUAUCCAUGAAAGCAGACAAUAUGGUAACCAAAGCAAUGGUGAAAUCAGUAACUGUAACAACAGUGAGAUCUUCAACCCUAACAUUGGUGAAGUCAGCAAGCAUGAAUCUCUUCUGAGAAUACGUUCUGCUCCAGACACACCUGCGGAAGACUCCUUUGUGCAUUCCGUUCGGAGAAAGAAAAGGCAGAUAAUUUCUGAUACUGAUGAAGAAGAGGAGGAGUCGGAGAAGCCAUGUUUAACAAGCAAUCCAUUGGCUGAUGGCCUCAGCAGGCUGGUCUCUUCAACACCGAUAUCCACUUUGACUGACGGUGGCCGACUCCGGCGCAGCUUGAACACUUCCGUGGCAUCAAGAAGGUCCUUCAUAGUGUCCAUGCUGGAGAAUGAGUCUGAUGAGGAGUCAGAAGAGCCCAGCGAAAAUAAAACAAAUUUCUAUGAUAUAUCAGAAGCUAGUGAAACUCAUGCAGAUGAAUCUGUGGUGGAAGAGGAGGAGCCCAGUGGAGGCAAAACCAAAUCCUAUGAGACCUCUGAAGCCAGUGAAACUCACGCAGAUGAAUCUGUGGUGGAAGAGGAGGAGUCCAGUGGACGCAAAACCAAAUCCUAUGAGACCUCUGAAGCCAGUGAAACUCACGCAGAUGAAUCUGUGGUGGAGGAGGAGGAGCCCAGUGGAGGCAAAACCAAAUCCUAUGAGACCUCUGAAGCCAGUGAAACUCACGCAGAUGAAUCUGUGGUGGAGGAGGAGGAGCCCAGUGGAGGCAAAACCAAAUCCUAUGAGACCUCUGAAGCCAGUGAAACUCACGCAGAUGAAUCUGUGGUAGAGGAGGAGGAGCCCAGUGGAGGCAAAACCAAAUCCUAUGAGACCUCUGAAGCCAGUGAAACUCACGCAGAUGAAUCUGUGGUGGAGGAGGAGGAGCCCAGUGGAGGCAAAAUCAAAUUCUAUGAGACCUCUGAAGCCAGUGAAAGUCAUGCAGAUGAAUCAGCAGUGGAAGAAGAGGAACCCAAUGGAGAUAAAACCGAAUCCUAUCAAAUAUCUGAAGCUGGUGAAUCACAAGCUGAUGAGUCGGUGGUGGAAGAAGAGGAAACCAGUGGAGGCAAAACCAAAUCCUAUGAGACCUCUGAAGUCAGUGAAACUCACGCAGAUGAAUCUGUGGUGGAGGAGGAGGAGUCCAGUGGAGGCAAAACCAAAUCCUAUGAGACCUCUCAAGCCAGUGAAAGUCAUGCAGAUGAAUCAGCAGUGGAAGAAGAGGAACCCAAUGGAGAUAAAACCGAAUCCUAUCAAAUAUCUGAAGCCAGUGAAUCACAAGCUGAUGAGUCGAUCGUGGAAGAAGAGGAAACCAGUGGAGGCAAAACCAAAUCCUAUGAGACCUCUGAAGUCAGUGAAACUCACGCAGAUGAAUCUGUGGUGGAGGAGGAGGAGCCCAGUGAAGGCAAAACCAAAUCCUAUGAGACAUCUGAAGCCAGUGACACUCACGCAGAUGAAUCUGUGGUGGAGGAGGAGGAGCCCAGUGGAGGCAACACCAAAUCCUAUGAGACCUCUGAAGCCAGUGAAACUCACGCAGAUGAAUCAGCAGUGGAAGAAGAGGAACCCAAUAGAGAUAAAACUGAAUCCUAUCAAAUAUCUGAAGCCAGUGAAUCACAAGCUGAUGAGUCGGUGGUGGAAGAAGAGGAACACAGUGGAGAAACUUUCAACUCAGAAGAGUCAGAAAGUCACGAGGAGCUUGAAGAGGUGGAAGAAAGUGUAGAUUCAAGAAGAUACCAGGAGGAAGAAGAAUGGCACAGCGCCCUGCUUGAAUCCACUGCUGAUGUUGAACUAGACUCCAAUGAAAUGAUGGACCAGUGUGCCCCUAAAACAUUCCCUCUGGAAACACACAUUCUUCCUGUUAGUUCCACAAGCAAUGAUGUGACUGCUGCUAAACCCUCUGAGAACACGUAUGAGAUGCUGGUCCUGUCUGGGAAACACUGUUUGGCAGAAGGGAGGAAGCAAGAGGCUCUGGAUUUCUUUCUAAAGGCCAUAGACAUUAAUACUGGUGAUACAGAGAUCCAGCUCUUGAUUAUUCAGGUGUACAGGCAACUUAGCCAAUAGGGAAAUUAAAACGUGCACAACUAUGUGAUGUUUUAUUAACAAAUUUCGGGAGGAGCACACGCAGAUAAUUAACACGGCCAGUCC
Molecule: messenger RNA, 5007 nt
Organism: Sinocyclocheilus grahami
Lineage: Eukaryota; Metazoa; Chordata; Actinopteri; Cypriniformes; Cyprinidae
Product: DNA excision repair protein ERCC-6-like
Exons: 4
Coding region: 1-4923 (1640 amino acids)
Molecular function (GO): ATP binding; DNA translocase activity
Source: RefSeq, a predicted model, not a curated record